Messenger RNA from Symbiodinium sp. CCMP2456, 501 nucleotides. NCBI's taxonomy places the organism in Eukaryota, Dinophyceae, Suessiales, Symbiodiniaceae. The record is from the annotation of a GenBank genome assembly.
AUGGGCCGAUUCAUCAAAGCGGGGCGCGUCGUCGUCAUGCUCCAGGGCCGGUAUGCUGGCAAGAAGGCCAUCGUCGUGAAGACCUUCGACGACGGCUCUAAGGCACGAUCCUUCGGCCACGCCUUGGUAGCGGGCAUCGAUCGUGCGCCGCUGAAAGUGACCAGGCGGAUGUCCAAGAAGAAGAUCACCAAGCGCACUAAGGUCAAGCCUUUCGUCAAGUACGUCAACUACAACCACAUCAUGCCGACGCGCUACAACGUGCCUGCGGAGAUCUCUCCUUCCACGAUCUGCACCGACCAGCAGAUGGACACUCCGGAUGGACGCAAGGAAGCCAGGAAGUUCGCCAAGAGCACCUCGGCUUCCGGUGGAGCCAGAGUAAAAGAGCCAGAGUUGAAAAAUAUGUGUACACAUACAUAUGAGCGACUGCUUUUAUUUGUGUCAAUACCAUGCUCUCUUGAAACGAGACAGCUCCUUGCGCUAUUUGGUCCGAACUCGCUCUAA